AAGAGAGCGACAGUCGUAAAGUUAGUAGUUUGCGAUUUUUCAAAUCUUCAAGCCGGGACUUUGUUCACAAUUAUAUCUUCAAACAAAAUGGAUGCAUCACUAUCUCUUCAAAACUUCACUGAAACGUUUUAUGGAGAAAUAGUGAGAGAAAACCAGAGUCAUUUGGAGAAUACUUUUCUAUCUCCCUUUAAUAUUUAUACUGCUCUGGCAAUGAUUCUUUCUGGGAGUAAAGAUAAUACAAAAUCAGAAAUAAGGAGAGUAAUGCAUCUGCCCAAUUCUUUGGAGAAUCGCGAAAUUCACUAUGGAAUUAGUGGAAUUUUAGGUGAAUGUAUAGAACGUGGUGAAGGUGUUGAAAUAAUCAUUGGAAAUGGAUUGUUUACCGCCGAUAGUCUGGAUGUUAAAGAGGGUUUUCAAAAUAUUCUUAAAAAUUACUAUAAUGCUUUGACAGAAUCUAUGCCAUUUCAAACGAAUCCAGAAGAUGCUGAAACACGAAUAAAUCAGUUGGUUAGUGAACGAACCAAUGGAAAGAUUCAGCGUCUCAUCCCAUCUGGAUCUCUAUCAACUGAUACAUCAGUUUUAGUGAUAGCAACCACAUACUUUGAAGGUAUGUGGAAUCAACCUUUUCUUCAAGGGAGUUCACAUGAAAGUGAUUUCUUCAAUCUUGACGGGUCAAAAAGAAACGUAAAAUUAAUGUAUAUGAAUGCCCCAUUCGAAAUGGUUAAUUUACCACAUUUAAAAUCACGAGCUGUUAAAAUACCAUUUAAACGUCCUAGUUACUCGUUAUUGGUUGUUCUUCCGAAUACAAAUGAUGGAUUACCAGAAUUAUUGAAUUCACUAUCUAAAAAUAAUGGUAUUUCGUCAAUACUGUCUUCUGAUUUCAAAGAAACCAGUAUACAUUUAUAUUUGCCCAAAUUCCAAUUGAAAGAAGGCAAUGCUAUAAGUUUAGCAAAUUAUUUACAAAGAAUGGGAAUGAAAGAAGCUUUUUCUCCGGGAUUAGCUAAUUUCUUAGAAAUUUCUGAAUCAAAUAAUCUUAGCCUAUCAGAUGUAUUACAUAAGGCGAUUUUAGAAGUGAAUGAGCAGGGUGUAGUUGCUGCGGCAGCUACUCCUGCAGAGAUUGUUCAACUUGCAGCGCCGCUGCCUGAGUUCGCUGAUGAAGAAUUUCGUGUGGAUCAUCCAUUCUUUGUUUCAAUUAUAUGGAAAGAUUCUGUACCGAUAUUUCUUGGUCAUGUAACAGCUCCAACGGACUAUGAAUAAGGGUGGUUAAUUGAAGAAAUAAAAAUAUUUUGCCCCUCAAAAGAGUGUUUACCUGUCUUAUAUAACUUAAAAAACUAUAAAUCGUGAAUGUUGACACUUUGAGUGAUGAAGAGGUUUUUCUGUGAUGUUGCUCAUUAUUAUUUUAUUGAUAUGAUGUUUUUUCAAUGUACUUUGACAUAUUUAUUGUCUUUCUAUUAACUUGAAUUUGAUUUUAAUUACACAAUAAAGUUUUGUUUGUCAUUUUGCAAUGAAAAUAAAAAUUCAUUGAGUUUCA
Schistosoma turkestanicum is the source of this 1528-nucleotide messenger RNA. Lineage: Eukaryota; Metazoa; Platyhelminthes; Trematoda; Strigeidida; Schistosomatidae. The record is from the annotation of a GenBank genome assembly.